CGCCGGGUCACAGUUCAACGCAGUCAGAGCAAAGAUGGCGUCGCCGAGUGACAAGUCAGUUUGGGACGAAGUGGAGGAUGGAAUCGGCGAAGAAGUAUUAAAAAUGUCCACAGACGAGAUAGUUCAGCGAACUCGUCUGCUCGACAGCGAGAUUAAGAUCAUGAAGAGCGAAGUGCUUCGAGUGACCCACGAACUUCAGGCCAUGAAGGAUAAAAUCAAGGAAAACACGGAGAAGAUAAAGGUGAACAAAACCCUGCCGUACCUGGUGUCAAAUGUGAUCGAGCUGCUGGAUGUGGACCCCAACGACCAGGAGGAGGACGGGGCUAACGUGGAUCUGGACUCUCAGAGGAAAGGAAAAUGCGCCGUCAUCAAGACCUCGACUCGACAGACCUACUUCCUGCCCGUGAUCGGGCUGGUGGACGCCGAGAAGCUGAAGCCCGGAGACCUGGUGGGUGUCAACAAGGACUCCUACCUGAUCCUGGAGACCUUGCCCACCGAGUAUGACUCCAGAGUCAAGGCCAUGGAGGUGGAUGAGCGCCCCACGGAGCAGUACAGCGACAUUGGAGGGCUGGACAAGCAGAUCCAGGAGCUGGUCGAGGCCAUCGUCCUGCCCAUGAACCACAAGGAGAAGUUUGAAAACCUCGGCAUCCAGCCACCCAAAGGAGUCCUGAUGUACGGUCCACCUGGCACCGGGAAGACCCUCCUGGCCAGGGCCUGCGCCGCUCAGACCAAGGCCACCUUCCUGAAGCUGGCCGGUCCACAGCUUGUCCAGAUGUUUAUCGGAGAUGGAGCCAAGUUGGUGAGGGAUGCCUUCGCGCUGGCCAAAGAGAAAGCCCCUUCCAUCAUCUUCAUCGAUGAACUGGACGCCAUCGGUACCAAGAGGUUUGACAGCGAGAAGGCUGGAGACCGAGAAGUGCAGAGGACCAUGCUGGAGCUGCUCAACCAGCUGGAUGGAUUUCAUCCCAACAUGCAGGUCAAGGUAAUUGCCGCCACCAACAGAGUGGACAUCUUGGACCCUGCGCUGCUCCGUUCAGGUCGCCUGGACAGAAAGAUCGAGUUCCCCGUGCCGAACGAAGAGGCCCGAGCUCGCAUCAUGCAGAUCCACUCCCGCAAGAUGAACGUCAGUCCCGACGUCAACUACGAGGAGCUGGCUCGCUGCACCGACGACUUCAACGGAGCCCAGUGCAAAGCUGUGUGUGUGGAGGCCGGCAUGAUCGCGCUGCGCCGCGGGGCCACGGAGCUGAACCAUGAAGAUUACAUGGAGGGCAUCCUGGAGGUCCAGGCCAAGAAGAAGGCCAACCUUCAGUACUACGCCUGAGGACACUUUCUGUGUCUGUUUGUGUGUGAGAGUCUUUGAUUAUUAAAACAGUUGUUGGGUUAACACUUGUUACAGUUUCUGAUUAACUUGGGUGAAUAAAAUUAAUUUAAAAAGUCA
Messenger RNA from Pseudoliparis swirei, 1435 nucleotides. RefSeq names its product proteasome 26S subunit, ATPase 3 (gene psmc3). Gene Ontology annotation, biological process: proteasome-mediated ubiquitin-dependent protein catabolic process. The transcript has 2 exons. Lineage: Eukaryota; Metazoa; Chordata; Actinopteri; Perciformes; Liparidae. Gene Ontology annotation, cellular component: proteasome regulatory particle, base subcomplex. The coding region runs from base 35 to 1318 and encodes 427 amino acids. The record is from RefSeq and is a predicted model, not a curated record. Gene Ontology annotation, molecular function: ATP hydrolysis activity; ATP binding; proteasome-activating activity.